This is a messenger RNA of Owenia fusiformis, 1177 nucleotides long. Lineage: Eukaryota; Metazoa; Annelida; Polychaeta; Sabellida; Oweniidae. The record is from the annotation of a GenBank genome assembly.
GCCAGAUUUCAAAAUGAUCGCGAAUGCCAAAAGAAGUCUCUUCAGUUUUCUUCUUGGGGCAAGUAUAGUUGUGGUCCCUCUUCUUGCAUAUACACACAGGACGUUAUAUAGUAUCAUAACUGAUUGGUACAUAUAUAUAUUGAUUGGAUAUGUUGCUGCUGUCAAUCUCAUAUUGUUGGGUCUUUACAAAGGAGGACAAGCAUUUCAGGUAGUGGUAAGAGGCGGUGGGAUCGGUGUCGCCUUUGGAGCAGGAUUAAUACUGAGUUUCUCGGAUAACACUGUGACACACUUUGGCUGGUACCUCACAUUUCUUGCGUUCUUCCAUUGGUCGGAAUACUUCACAACUGCUGUAUGUAACCCUCACAGCCUCACAUUGGAGUCAUAUUUGCUCAACCAUAGUAGAGAAUACAAGAUUGCUGCUGUUUCCAGUUGGAUUGAGUUCGCCAUUGAGUGGUAUUUCUUUCCAGGUCUGAAGCAGUUUCGGUUUAUCAGUUUCAUUGGACUUUUAUUGAUGAUAUUUGGUGAAUCACUACGUAAGAUUGCCAUGGUAACAGCCAGGGCAAAUUUUAAUCAUUAUGUGCAGCAUGUGAAAGAGGAGGGUCAUACACUAGUCACUCAUGGUGUUUACCAAUACACUCGUCAUCCCUCAUAUGUUGGCUGGUUUUACUGGAGUAUAGGAACACAGUUGACUCUGUGCAAUCCACUCUGCAUAGUGGCGUACACAGGAGCAUCAUGGAUGUUCUUCAAAGCUAGAAUCUAUGACGAGGAGAUCUCACUUUUAAACUUUUUUGGUGAAGACUAUUUGGACUACAAACAGAAAGUUGGAACUGGAUUACCAUGGAUUAAAGGUUAUAAAGUUGAGCCUUAGUCCAUAUUAAUUUUUAUGUGGACCAUUUUAUAUGAAUUAAUUUAUUUUGUAUGUACAGCAUUGUAUAUUUGAUACUAAAUAGUACUAGUGUGUGGGGAAGGCUGUGUCAAACACAGCCAUGGUUGAGACAAUGACAUCAAUUGCAAUAGCUCAAGGCUCAACAAAUAGCCUUAAAAGACAACUGAAAUAAUAAUUUAGACCUAAAGGAAUCAUUUUUAUUUAAUAAUGGAUUUAUUUGAUGAUGUCAUCGAAUCAGUCAUGUGGCAACUGUUUCAUUUUACUAUACGUGGAAGCUGCUUAAUAAGCAAA